Messenger RNA from Megalops cyprinoides (Indo-Pacific tarpon), 1202 nucleotides. RefSeq lists its product as uncharacterized. The record is from RefSeq and is a predicted model, not a curated record. Bases 94 to 963 code for a protein of 289 amino acids. NCBI's taxonomy places the organism in Eukaryota, Metazoa, Chordata, Actinopteri, Elopiformes, Megalopidae. The transcript is spliced from 5 exons.
CCAGCAGCGCCCUUGGUCAGUCAGAAUGGGUCCUCCUGGACAGAGAAACGGUCCUCAGCCAAAAGACCCCGGCCUUAUCCCGAAGUGGACAACAUGGCCUCUGAGGCCAAAGAGCUGGUUCGCGCAGUUCUGUCCAGGAGGCCCGAUGGGGAUCGGGUUGUAGAGGAGUACCAGGCCAAGGGAACGUUGACUGACCCCACCAGGAGACACCUGAUCAACAUGCUUGUGGCCCACAUGACUGAGACACAGGGGAGAAUUCCGCCCAAAAAUGUGCGAGAACUCUAUGCUUUGGGGAUAAUCACGCUCUUCCCCUCCCUGAAGGACCCCUUCUCGAAGAAAGGCUAUGAGCACUUCUACGAUGGCAAAAACGGGACGGGGUACCUGGCCUGGCGCCUGAAGACGGUGCAGCGCAAGACCUUCCACAGGAGCGGCGGGGAGCAGAAGGCGGCAGUGAGCAGGGGCCCGAACUUCGAGAGGCAGACCCACUCCGGGGAGCAGCUGCAGGAGGACCUGUGCGAGGCAGCCAUCUUGUAUCUGGCCCAGUGCACUGACCAGGAGCAGGUGUUCCUGAAGAUGAGGGAGACCUUUCAGUACCGGCAGCAGCUCGUCCACGACCCGCAGAAGGCCGGCACUGUCCUCUCCACCUUCCCCAGGUUGCUGGACACCAAGGGGCUGGUGAAUCAGGACUUCACGCUACUGUUUGGACUGGAGACCUCCUGUAAACUGCUGGAGAACUGGGACAGCAGCUUCAAGGCCAAGGUCAUUAAAGAGGCCAAGUCCCUCACGCAGUCAGCGGACCUGUGCAACCUGCUGAGGUGUGCUGAGCGCGAGCCCAGCAGUGACCAGGAUUUACCCGAAGUGCUGGGUACGUUUAUGCCCCGUGACAACCACAUGGUUUUUAACAGGCGCUUUGAGAGAAGUAUCUAUGGUUUUAUAAGUAAUAUAAUUGGAGCUAAUAGUUAGUUCUAAGAUGUGUCUCUCUCAGCAGGUUGGGAUAGUGAUAUGGCCUCCAUUCUGCUGUUGGUUCAUCUUUUGCCUCCACCUCCCGGAGGCAGGAAAUGUGCCAAGAUCAGUGCUCGUGAAGCGGUCGACCGUGUUGUGCAGUUUCAGAGGGUGGUAUGGAACAGAGCUUGCCACUGACAUUGAGAUUUGUAGUCGCAAUGAGAAUAUUGUGCAGUAGCAUUAGCCUACAUUUGCCAGGC